This is a messenger RNA of Alternaria ethzedia, 1515 nucleotides long. RefSeq lists its product as uncharacterized. The transcript has 2 exons. The record is from RefSeq and is a predicted model, not a curated record. Bases 1 to 1515 code for a protein of 504 amino acids. Gene Ontology annotation, molecular function: protein binding. NCBI's taxonomy places the organism in Eukaryota, Fungi, Ascomycota, Dothideomycetes, Pleosporales, Pleosporaceae.
AUGGCGAGCGCGCAGAGUACCGGUGCCGCCAGCUUCCUGAAACUACCAACCGAGCUGCUCGACCAGGUCGCCAGCCUCCUCCCCCGAUCGGCUUUUCGCGCACUCGCCCUGACGUCAAAGAAGGCGAAUGUCUCCGCCAUCGACACCCUCUACAAGAUCUACCUCAACCGCACUGCUCCCGCAAAGGCGCCCUUCCAUCUCUUCCUUCGAACUGUAUGCGAGCGACCCGACCUUGCGGCUAAGGUGAAGCGCGUCGACAUUCGCGGAUGGCGUUCGGAGUAUGAGGUCGCGACAGGAGCUGCGUGGCGGGGUGUGACCGAGGUUAGAGACGUCGACCAAACCGAGAAGAGCGGCCCGUCGUUCACGAGCACGGAGAAGAGCGUACAAGAUUCAGCAACGGCGAGGUUCAAGUUGUUCGUCGGAGCCGCAGUCAAGGCCGGUAUAGUCGCGGAGCCCACAUCGCUUUCAGUAUCAGCACUCAAGGCGAGCAUUGUAUGGUACACAUCACUGAAGGAGGACGGCGACUUUCUGCGACUUUUAGGACGGGGUGUUGAGGAUGCGCAGCUUGUGCUGAUGCUGGCUCUGCUACCCAACAUGGAAGUCCUCAACAUCGAUGGACUGAGCCCCUUUCCGCUCCUUGAUUGGCAUCACUUCCUGUCUCGUUCCAGCACAGCACUUCGGAAGCUUUCGGUGCUACAGAUCAUCGGCUCGAACACGAACUUGAAAGAGCCAGUCGUCAAGAACAGUUUACAGUUUCUCGACAUUACACCAGACUUGCUGCAGAUUCGCCUGAUCGCUCUUGCCGCCGGUGGUCACAAUUUCACGCUUAGAGCGCUUCCUUCGAGCAAACUCUGGAGUGUUGCCCUUCUCGGGUGUGGUGUUAACCUUCGCCUCUUGCGCAAGAUCAUGCUUGGUCAGACACUGACAUGCAUAGCCUAUCGACCUGGUCCUACCCAGGUCAAUGCGAUCACAGGAUCCGACAUCGUUCUCCCACAGCUCUUGGCGACGUUCACGGACUCGAAACUCUCGCUGGAAGCGCUCGUGAUCUUUCCCUCCGCAUUCAAGCCUGAAAGGGGGUCCUUCAAGAUCUUCGAGAACGUUGAGACAUUGGAAGUGCCUCUUGUGGAUGUCCUGAACAUCCCAUACAUUGAGGAGGACCCUGAGGUCAUAUACGGUCUCCUAAAGGACCAUCUUCCUGCUACUCUGAGACACAUUAUUCUCCGCUAUAUGUCCAGCGGUACCCAGGCCAAUGUCAUCAUAGAGCAACUUGCUGUGUUAAAGAUGCAAAACAUAUUGCCGCACCUCGACAAGGCAACUUUCAUCUUCUGUAGCAACGCGGCACCGUCAUUUGUUUCCGCCGCGACCGUCGCUCUCGGUGGUCUGUUCGGGGGACUGACUGCUGCGGAGACCGCAUGGGGUUCUGUAUCAAGGAUGGAGGUGACAGUACAGGAAGAUUUCGGCAAGCUGUACAAGGACGCAGGCAUCUACAUGGUGGUAGAACAGACGGACGAGUAG